AUGUUUUUUCGUUUUAUUUUUAUUUUUCUACUAUUAAUUUCUAAAUCAACCCAAAAUAUUUUCAAAUACAAUUUAUUUCAUCAUUCACAUCCUACUGAGCCUAAAAAACCUCCAAAUCCGAUUGUUAUAAGAAAACCUUCCACUGUCCAUAUAUUCUGUGACAAGACAACAAAAGAUUAUUUUGAUUUAUGGUUGAAUUUGGAGCUAUUCAGCCCUCUAAUAAUUGAUUGUUGGGCAGAUAAUAUGCGUUUGGAAUUUAAUGUGACAACUGGGAUGGCACAGGAACUUGAAGGUGUACAUGUGAGGGUGCCUGGGUUUGGAAAUACUGAAACUGUUGAAUGGCUCGAUGCUUCCAGAAGAUCACCUUCCGAAUACUUUGCCCCAAUCGUCGAAUCACUUGUCUCUUGGGGCUAUACACGUGGAAUUAACGUUGUAGGUGCUCCUUAUGAUUGGAGAAGGGCGCCAAGAGAAUUAUCCAAAUAUUUUGUUAAACUUAAACAUUUAAUUGAAACAUUAUUUUAUAAAAAUGAAAAUCAAAAAAUUGUUAUAAUGGCACAUUCAAUGGGUAAUUGUAUGGCUAACUAUUUUUAUCAUAAUUUUGUUAAUCAGGCUUGGAAAGACAAGUUUCUGGAAGGACACAUUUCUUUAGCUGGAGCUUGGGGAGGGUCCACACAAGUUAUUAAAGUGUAUGCCUCUGGCUAUAACAUGGACCAUUGGCGAGUUGUUUUACCACCUUCCCGUUUACGAACAAUGCAACGUUCAUUUACUAGUUCAGCACUUUUAUUUCCCUCGCCUAAACUGUGGGGGCCAAACGAGACUUUUGUAAUAACUCCAAGAAAAAAUUAUUCCUUGUCAAAUAUAGAAGAAUUCUUUACUGAUAUAGAAUUUCCACAAGGAUUGGAGCAAUGGAAAAGUGAAAGUCCUUCACUUAUAAUUGACCCUCCGGGGGUUAAAGUUUACUGUAUUUAUGGAAGUGAAGUAAAAACGCCUGAACAAUAUAUUUGGUAUCAUAAUUGGCUUUUUCCUGAUUAUCAGCCUUAUAUAAGGUAA
This is a messenger RNA of Meloidogyne enterolobii, 1050 nucleotides long. NCBI's taxonomy places the organism in Eukaryota, Metazoa, Nematoda, Chromadorea, Rhabditida, Meloidogynidae. The record is from the annotation of a GenBank genome assembly.